AUGGCAACUACUGUUACUACUGUGACCCCAUCAGCAGCUCUGGUGUUGUUUCCUACAGACCCUGAAGACCUAGAAAGGGGGAGCGACAGCGGAACACCAAUCCCCACCUCUGAUAAUGAUGACAAUUCGCUGGGCUAUACAGGCUCCCGACUCCGUCAGGAAGAUUUUCCACCUCGAAUUGUUGAACAUCCUUCAGAUCUAAUUGUCUCAAAAGGAGAACCUGCAACCUUGAACUGUAAAGCUGAAGGCCGCCCCACCCCCACUAUCGAAUGGUACAAAGGAGGGGAGAGAGUGGAGACAGACAAAGAUGACCCUCGCUCUCACCGGAUGCUGCUGCCAAGUGGAUCUUUAUUUUUCCUACGUAUAGUGCAUGGACGAAAAAGUAGGCCGGAUGAAGGGGUCUACGUCUGCGUAGCAAGGAAUUACCUGGGAGAGGCUGUGAGCCACAAUGCAUCGCUGGAGGUAGCUAUACUCCGAGAUGACUUCAGACAGAACCCUUCUGAUGUCAUGGUGGCGGUGGGCGAGCCUGCGGUGAUGGAGUGCCAGCCUCCGCGAGGCCACCCGGAGCCCACCAUCUCAUGGAAGAAGGACGGCUCUCCCCUGGAUGACAAAGAUGAAAGGAUAACUAUACGAGGAGGAAAGCUCAUGAUUACUUACACCCGUAAGACUGAUGCUGGAAAAUACGUUUGUGUUGGUACCAAUAUGGUUGGGGAGCGUGAGAGUGAAGUAGCAGAACUAACUGUUCUGGAGAGACCAUCGUUUGUGAAGAGACCUAGUAACUUGGCAGUGACUGUGGAUGACAGUGCGGAAUUUAAAUGUGAGGCCCGAGGCGACCCAGUGCCCACAGUGAGAUGGAGAAAGGAUGAUGGCGAGCUGCCCAAAUCCAGAUAUGAAAUUCGAGAUGAUCAUACUUUGAAAAUUCGGAAGGUGCUGGCUGGUGAUAUGGGGUCAUACACUUGUGUUGCAGAAAACAUGGUUGGAAAAGCUGAAGCAUCAGCCACUCUGACUGUUCAAGUUGGGUCUGAACCUCCACAUUUUGUUGUCAAACCCAGAGACCAAGUUGUUGCCUUGGGACGAACUGUAACUUUCCAGUGUGAAGCAACUGGAAACCCUCAGCCUGCUAUUUUUUGGAGGAGAGAAGGAAGUCAGAAUCUGCUUUUCUCAUAUCAACCACCACAGUCAUCUAGCCGAUUCUCUGUCUCCCAGACUGGUGACCUCACUAUUACUAAUGUCCAGCGAUCUGAUGUUGGUUAUUACAUCUGCCAGACUUUAAAUGUUGCUGGAAGUAUCAUCACAAAAGCAUACUUGGAAGUAACUGAUGUCAUUGCGGACCGGCCUCCCCCAGUCAUUCGCCAAGGCCCUGUGAAUCAGACUGUAGCGGUGGAUGGCACGUUAGUCCUCAGCUGUGUGGCCACAGGCAGUCCGGUGCCCACAAUUCUGUGGAGAAAGGAUGGAGUCCUGGUUUCCACCCAGGAUUCUCGAAUCAGACAACUGGAGAGCGGCGUGCUGCAGAUCCGCUACGCUAAGCUGGGUGACUCUGGUCGCUAUACCUGCAUCGCAUCCACCCCUAGUGGCGAAGCAACAUGGAGUGCAUUCAUUGAAGUUCAAGAAUUUGGAGUCCCAGUUCAGCCUCCGAGACCCACUGACCCAAAUCUAAUCCCUAGUGCCCCCUCAAAGCCUGAAGUUACAGAUGUCAGCAGAAAUACAGUAACUUUGUCCUGGCAACCAAAUUUGAAUUCAGGUGCAACCCCAACAUCUUAUAUAAUUGAAGCCUUCAGCCAUGCAUCUGGUAGCAGCUGGCAGACCGUAGCAGAGAAUGUGAAAACAGAAACAUUUGCCAUUAAAGGACUCAAACCUAAUGCGAUUUACCUUUUCCUUGUGAGGGCAGCUAAUGCAUAUGGAAUUAGUGACCCAAGCCAGAUAUCAGAUCCAGUGAAGACACAAGAUGUUCCACCAACAAGCCAAGGGGUGGACCACAAGCAGGUCCAGAGAGAGCUGGGGAAUGUGGUCCUGCACCUUCACAAUCCUACCAUCCUUUCCUCUUCUUCAAUCGAAGUGCACUGGACAGUAGACCAGCAGUCCCAGUACAUUCAAGGGUAUAAAAUACUCUACCGGCCAUCUGGAACUGACCAUGGUGAAGCAGAGUGGUUAGUCUUUGAAGUGAGGACCCCAACCAAAAAUAGCGUGGUCAUCCCCGAACUCAAAAAGGGUGUCAAUUAUGAAAUUAAGGCCCGGCCAUUCUUUAAUGAAUUCCAGGGAGCAGAUAGUGAAAUAAAGUUUGCCAAAACCCUGGAAGAAGCACCCAGUGCCCCGCCCCAAGGUGUAACCGUAUCAAAGAAUGAUGGAAAUGGAACUGCAAUUCUUGUCACUUGGCAACCGCCUCCAGAAGACACACAAAAUGGAAUGGUCCAAGAGUAUAAGGUUUGGUGUUUGGGCAAUGAGACACGGUAUCAUAUAAACAAGUCAGUGGAUGGCUCCACCUUUUCUGUGGUCAUUCCAUCUCUGGUUCCAGGGAUCCGAUACAGUGUGGAAGUGGCAGCCAGCACAGGCGCUGGGCCCGGGGUGAAGAGCGAGCCGCAGUUCAUCCAGUUAGACUCUCAUGGGAACCCAGUGUCACCUGAGGACCAGGUCAGCCUCGCCCAGCAGAUCUCGGAUGUUGUGAAGCAGCCGGCGUUCAUCGCUGGCAUCGGGGCAGCCUGCUGGAUCAUCCUCAUGGUCUUCAGCAUCUGGCUUUACCGGCACCGCAAGAAGAGGAAUGGGCUCACCAGCACAUAUGCGGGCAUCCGCAAAGUCCCGUCUUUUACCUUCACACCAACAGUAACUUAUCAGAGAGGAGGUGAAGCUGUCAGCAGUGGAGGGAGACCAGGACUUCUCAACAUCAGCGAACCUGCAGCACAGCCAUGGCUGGCAGACACGUGGCCCAAUACAGGCAACAAUCACAAUGACUGCUCCAUCAACUGCUGCACGGCAGGCAACGGGAACAGCGACAGUAACCUGACAACCUAUAGCCGCCCAGCUGAUUGUAUAGCAAAUUAUAACAACCAACUGGAUAACAAACAAACCAAUCUGAUGCUCCCUGAGUCAACUGUUUAUGGUGAUGUGGAUCUUAGUAACAAAAUCAAUGAGAUGAAAACCUUCAAUAGCCCAAAUCUGAAGGAUGGGCGUUUUGUCAAUCCAUCAGGGCAGCCCACUCCCUACGCCACCACCCAGCUCAUCCAGUCAAACCUCAGCAAUAACGUGAACAAUGGCAGCGGGGAUUCCAGCGAGAAGCACUGGAAGCCGUCAGGACAGCAGAAGCAAGAAGUGGCACCAAUUCAAUAUAACAUCAUGGAACAAAACAAAUUGAAUAAAGAUUACCGAGCAAAUGAUACCAUCCCUCCAACAAUCCCAUACAACCAGUCAUAUGACCAGAAUACAGGUGGAUCCUACAACAGUUCAGACCGAGGCAGCAGUACCUCUGGGAGCCAAGGGCACAAGAAAGGGGCAAGGACACCCAAAGCCCCCAAACAGGGCGGCAUGAACUGGGCAGACCUGCUCCCUCCUCCCCCGGUACAUCCACCUCCACACAGCAACAGUGAAGAGUACAGCAUUUCUGUGGAUGAGAGUUAUGACCAAGAAAUGUCAUGCCCUGUGCCACCAACAAGGAUGUAUUUGCAACAAGAUGAAUUAGAAGAGGAGGAAGAUGAACGAGGCCCCACUCCUCCAGUGAGGGGAGCGGCUUCCUCCCCUGCAGCUGUGUCCUACAGCCAUCAGUCCACUGCCACACUCACGCCCUCGCCACAGGAAGAGCUCCAGCCCAUGUUACAGGACUGUCCAGAGGAGAUUGGCCACAUGCAGCACCAAGCUGACAGGAGACGGCAGCCGGUGAGCCCUCCACCCCCUCCACGGCCGAUUUCCCCGCCACAUACCUACGGCUACAUUUCAGGACCCCUGGUCUCAGAUAUGGAUACUGAUGCACCCGAAGAAGAAGAAGACGAGGCUGAUAUGGAAGUAGCCAAGAUGCAGACUAGAAGGCUCCUGUUACGUGGGCUUGAGCAGACCCCCGCCUCCAGUGUCGGAGACCUCGAGAGCUCUGUCACAGGAUCCAUGAUCAACGGCUGGGGCUCAGCCUCGGAAGAGGACAACAUUUCCAGUGGACGCUCCAGCGUGAGCUCCUCCGAUGGCUCCUUUUUCACCGAUGCCGAUUUCGCCCAGGCGGUGGCGGCAGCAGCCGAGUAUGCUGGGCUGAAGGUGGCAAGACGCCAGAUGCAGGAUGCUGCAGGCCGCCGACACUUUCAUGCAUCUCAGUGCCCUCGACCCACAAGUCCUGUGUCUACAGACAGCAACAUGAGUGCUGCCGUCAUGCAGAAGGCCAGACCUGCCAAGAAACAAAAACACCAGCCAGGACAUCUGCGCAGAGAAGCCUACACAGAUGAUCUUCCACCCCCUCCCGUACCACCGCCUGCUAUAAAAUCACCCACUGUUCAAUCCAAGGCACAACUGGAGGUUCGGCCUGUAAUGGUCCCGAAACUUCCUCCUAUAGAAGCAAGAACAGACCGAUCAUCUGACAGAAAAGGAGGCAGUUACAAGGGGAGAGAAGUGGACGGACGACCAGCUGCUGAUAUGCGAACAAAUCCAGGUGAUCUUAGAGAAGCACAGGAACAGCAAAAUGAUGGAAAAGGACGAGGGAACAAGCCAGUAAAACGGGACCUACCACCAGCCAAGGCUCAUCUCAUCCAAGAGGAUAUCCUACCCUACUGCAGACCUACUUUUCCAACAUCGAAUAAUCCCAGAGAUCCCAGUUCCUCAAGCUCAAUGUCAUCAAGAGGAUCAGGAAGCAGACAAAGAGAACAAGCAAAUGUAGGUCGAAGAAACAUUGCAGAAAUGCAAGUUCUUGGAGGAUAUGAAAGAGGAGAAGAUAAUAACGAAGAACUAGAGUGUGUGAGCUCAUUGGAUUUGCUGAAUUUCACUAACAAUGAGCUGCGGGCAGGAAACUUCUUAUUUAAAGUCAACAUGAUCUGA
Elephantulus edwardii (Cape elephant shrew) is the source of this 5001-nucleotide messenger RNA. RefSeq names its product roundabout, axon guidance receptor, homolog 1 (Drosophila) (gene ROBO1). The coding region runs from base 1 to 5001 and encodes 1666 amino acids. The record is from RefSeq and is a predicted model, not a curated record. Lineage: Eukaryota; Metazoa; Chordata; Mammalia; Macroscelidea; Macroscelididae. Gene Ontology annotation, cellular component: axon; plasma membrane. The transcript is spliced from 30 exons. Gene Ontology annotation, biological process: axon guidance; Roundabout signaling pathway; axon midline choice point recognition. Gene Ontology annotation, molecular function: protein binding; axon guidance receptor activity.